GCGCGGAGGAGGCAGGCGGAGACUCGCGGCCUCUGUGUGCCCCGGACGUCCCGCCCCCCGAGCCCGGCGCCCGCUGCGAGCGUCGGGCCCUAGUGACGUCACGGUGGGCGUGCCGGGCGCGAGCCACGCCGUUGGCGGCUCCUACGUCAGUUUCAGCCGCCCUCGGCGUUCAAGUAAUUUCCGGACGUUGGCGCGGGAGCCGCGGUCGUCUCGGAUUCGUGCGUGCGCGCGCCCGUCGCCUCAGGCCGGCGCCGGACCCCGAAGCCCAGGCCCGAGAGCCAGCGUCAUCUGGGCCUCCUCGCUCGCCGGGAGCGCCCUGCUCCGUUAACUGGACAACAUGAGCGGCCACAACUUGGAUCAGAAGGAGUUUGACGAACAGUUGCGAAUGCAGGACUUGUACGGGGACUCCAAGGAGGACGACCCCACGAAAGGUCCCGCCGGAGAAAGCGAUGCCUUCGGGCAGCAGCCGGCCGACACCCCUUACGAAUGGGACCUGGACAAGAAAGCCUGGUUCCCCAAGAUUACUGAUGAUUUCAUUGCUACAUAUCAGGCCAAUUAUGGCUUUUCUAAUGAUGGUGCCUCAAGUUCUGCUGCAAACAUGCAAGAUGUGAGUGCUAGGACAGUAGAGGAACCUCCGCAAAGGAAAACACCUGAACCUAGUGACCCCAAAAAAAAGGGAGAGAAGAGAAAGGCUGAAUCAGGAUGGUUUCAUGUUGAAGAAGACAGAAAUACAAAUGUGUAUGUGUCUGGUUUGCCUCCAGACAUUACAGUAGAUGAAUUUAUACAGCUCAUGUCCAAGUUUGGCAUUAUUAUGCGAGAUCCUCAAACAGAAGAAUUUAAGGUCAAGCUUUACAAAGAUAACCAAGGAAAUCUUAAAGGAGAUGGACUCUGUUGUUAUUUGAAGAGGGAAUCUGUGGAACUCGCUUUGAAACUGUUGGAUGAAGAUGAAAUUCGUGGCUACCGGUUACAUGUGGAAGUGGCUAAGUUUCAACUGAAGGGGACAUAUGAUGCCUCAAAGAAGAAGAAGAAAUGCAAAGACUAUAAGAAGAAACUGUCUCUGCAGCAAAAGCAGUUGGAUUGGAGACCUGAGAGAAGAACUGGGCCAUCCCGUAUGCGCCACGAGCGAGUUGUCAUCAUCAAAAAUAUGUUUCAUCCUACGGAUUUUGAGGAUGACCCGUUGGUACUGAAUGAGAUCAGAGAAGACCUUCGUGUAGAGUGUUCUAAGUUUGGUCAAAUUCGGAAGCUCCUGCUCUUCGAUAGACACCCCGAUGGUGUGGCCUCUGUGUCCUUUCGAGAACCAGAGGAAGCUGAUUACUGUAUUCAGACCCUUAAUGGAAGGUGGUUUGGUGGCCGUCAGAUCACUGCCGAAGCAUGGGAUGGAACUACAGAUUACCAGGUGGAAGAGACCUCCAGAGAACGGGAGGAAAGGCUGAAAGGAUGGGAGGCUUUCCUUAAUUCUUCUGAGGCCAACAAAGGUCUUCAGCGUACAAAUUCCAUCAGUGUUCCAGAGAACGCCGGUCCUUCCAGAGCACGGCACAUUUCCGAGUGCUCUACCAUGUCUAAAGUGAAUGUUCCAGAAGGUACACCAGAAAUGGCAUUUGAGGAACCCAUUGAUGAAAAGAAGUUCGAGACAGCAGAAGAUGGGGGCAAAUUAGAAGAAGGUACCUCCGGGAAAGAUGCUAAGGAAGGUGGCCCCCAAAGCAAAGCUGACGAUAGCUGCCUCAAGAGGAAGCGAGAAGGCUACCUGGAAGGAGAAUCUGGAGAAGGCAGUGCCAAAAAUGUGUUCGACGAGGAUAACACUAAAAAAGAGGCUAAGAAAAAUGGCCCUGAAAGAGAACCCAAGAAGAGACUUAAGCAUGAUCAUGUAGAGAAAAAUCUUCAACAGAGAUCCAAAGAAGGUGGCCCCAACAAGGAGUCUGGAGAAGACUCGGGAAAGGGCUUUGGAAAGCAGUUCCCAGAUGGCACUGACAAACAAUCUGAAGAGAAUAGUGUCAGAAAAGAGUUUGAUGAGGAUGAGUUCGACCGCGAGUUUCAGGAAACCGUUCUCCAGAAAGGGGGAGGAGAAAGACCUGAAUUAGGUGAUGUCAACUCUAGAAAAGCCUUAAACAAAGAAGGCUCUGCGAGGGAGUCUGACGACGAGUCAGAAGAAAAGGAAGAGGAGGAACAGGAAGAGAUCUACAAGAAAUUGUUGGAUGAAAAGGAAGACAAAGAAAAUACAGAUGAGCAGGAGGAAGAAGAUGCAAGUGAGAAGCUGUUGGAAGAAUCAGACAAAAAGGAAGAGAACGCACCAGAAGAAAAAGAUGGGUUGUUCAGAGAUGACAAGUCGUUGGAUGACCAGAAUUCCAUUGUUAAGUUGUUGGAAGAUUCUGGCGAAUGGGGGACCAUGUGUCGGGGUAGUAAGAAGAGCGUUCAGGAAGAGGGACCCCUCUCCUCAGGCAGCAGCUUUGUCCUCAGUUUCAAUGAAGAAGAUGACAACGAUGCCACUGAAGGCCACAAUAUGUAACCCUUUAAAUGUGCUGUUCUCUCCACUUUGCCCACGUGUCAGGGUAAUCACCAGUAGUGUCACACGAACAUGUGCAUAGUGGUAGGAUGCCAUGAGAUUAGUGUGUUGAUGUUUUCUUCAUUACCUGUACUUAAUGAUUUUAAACAUAACGUUCCGUGGCUGUUGAGUUCAACUUCAUAGUUAUAACAAUGCAGAUAAACUGGAUACUUGUUCUUUGUCAGAGUUGCUAAGUGCAUGCAGAGUAAUAUUUUUAAAGCUUUGAUUGACAUCUGUGAUAGUCAGAAAUUAAAACAAGUUGUGAAUAUGCAGAAACCAAACAUUGGCCUUGAGUUAAAUUGCAUUUUAAAUUGCUCUUGUUGCUCUAUUCAUACUAAUGUUUGUUAUUUCUAAGCACUUAAAAAAAUCCCCCAGGAGUCUCUUUGCUUCCAGAUUAUUAUAACUCUCACGUCCCUUUCUAAAUCACAACAUCUUAGUAAAAUUAAAUACGGGACAGAAAGACAGUUCAGGAGGUAAGGCAUUUUCCCUGCUCACUUCUGACCCUGUUUAAAUCCCUGGCACCACCUAUGGUCCUCUAAGCACAGAGCCAGAAGCCCUGAGCAUUGCCAGACGUGGCCCCAAAACGAAAAAUAAUUUUUAAUUAAGAAAUAAAUAUCACUUCAGAAUCUUUCUUUGUAGGAUCCUUGCAGGGAUUUUUUUCUACCUCUUUUUCAUGGAAAAAAAUGAUUCUCGAGGGGCCAGAGCAAUAGUAGAGAAGACUGGGUGCUUGCCGUGCACACAGCUGAUCCAGAUUCGAUCCCUGACAUCCCAGAUGGUUUCCUGAGCACCACCAGGAGUGAUUCCUUAGUGAAGAGCCAGGAGUAACCCCAGAGCAUCCCCCAGCUGCUCCCUCCAAAAUAUAUAUAUAUUUAUAUAUAUGUACAAAAGAAAAAAAAACUAAAAAUUUUUAAAACAAGGAAAUUGACCCUUUAUGUGCAGAAGUGAACUUCCAGACAUCCACAGCCUCCAUUAAAAUACGGAGGUGAUUCAGAUCAUACUGUGAAUUUGGGGAUUUCUUAAGUAAAAGCACCAUGCCCCAGAAAAAUGUUUGCAUAUAGUACUCAACUUUGCGUAUACACAACUUGUGAACACCCUGGAGUUUCAGAAUUCCUUUUUUCACGCAGACUUAAAAGUUUUCAGUUUGGGGGCCAGAGAGAUAAAAAGUAAAGCAGGUAGGGUGCUUACCUUACAUGCAACCAACCCGCAUUCAGUACCCACUAAGCACCAUCAAGGAGUGACCCCUGAGUACUGCUGGCUGGGUGUGGCCCAAAAAUGUUUUCAAAUUUGUUUUUUCAGUUUCUGUUCUAGAAAUAUGUCUAGUACUGUGUUUGGUUCUGUAGUUCCAGUAAAAUCUGGGGUCUGUAUUGGUUUUUCUUUCUAAAUUCAGUGUUGAUGUAUUAACGAGUUGAACUUUGUGUAAUGAAGUUAUUCUCAUAAUGUAAAAGUGAUAAAAUAAACCAUUGAUUGUUUUUCAUUA
Molecule: messenger RNA, 4016 nt
Organism: Sorex araneus (European shrew)
Lineage: Eukaryota; Metazoa; Chordata; Mammalia; Eulipotyphla; Soricidae
Gene: HTATSF1
Product: HIV-1 Tat specific factor 1
Exons: 10
Coding region: 338-2503 (721 amino acids)
Biological process (GO): mRNA splicing, via spliceosome
Cellular component (GO): U2 snRNP; U2-type spliceosomal complex
Molecular function (GO): RNA binding
Source: RefSeq, a predicted model, not a curated record